AUGCAUGUGCGUCAAUUGCUGAUCUUGCUCAGGGUCUCUGUGGGUCUGGCUUAUGGAAGCUUGGUUCCCAAUCAUCAAUCUGUUCUGGUCCACAAGUCGGACGAGCAAGGCUUGACAAGCUACUCCGGAAGUCCGCAGUUGCGUCUGCAAUACAGGGAGCCACCGCCAAAUCUCCAAUACAAAUGCGGGCCGAAGUAUGGACAUUGUCCCAGGGGUACUUGUUGCUCCAGUGCAGGCUUCUGCGGCACAAGCAGUGCUCACUGUCGAUCCCCCGACUGCAUGAUCGACUACGGACGAUGCGAUGCUCACGAGUCUCCAGACGGACCUCCAACCGAAGACAUCCCCCGCCCUCAUCUUGGUGAAGUUCCAUAUGCCCCAUCUGAAAUCCGCUCCUGCUCGGUUCCGGGAACUAUUGCUUUCACAUUCGACGACGGUCCCAGUCGCUUCACGGGCGAUCUCUUGGAACUUCUUGACCGUUACGAUGCUUCGGCGACCUUCUUCGUUACUGGCAUCAACAACGGCAAAGGCCGAAUCGACGACCCCAAUCUACCAUGGGCUGAACUGGUUGAGCAGAUGAUUAGUGGUGGCCACCAAGUUGCAAGUCACACUUGGUCGCACGAGGACCUCGGCAAAAUCACCGCCGGGCAGCGUGAUGAUCAAUUGUUCAAGAAUGAGGCGGCCAUUCGAAACAUCAUUGGAAGUCUCCCCACCUACAUGCGUCCACCUUACUCGAGCUGUCUUCCAGAGUCAGGGUGUGGGCACCGCCUUGGCGACUUGGGAUACCACAUUGUCCUCUACGACAUUGACACAGAGGACUACAAGAACGACAGUCCAGAUCUGAUUCAACGGUCCAAAGACAUCAUUGAUCGUGCAUUGGAGUCCGCAGAUUCCAAGAAUACGUCUUGGCUGGUCAUCGGACACGACAUUCAUGAGCAGACCGUUCACAAUUUGACCGAGCACAUGCUCAAAGUCAGCAAGGACCUCGGGUACCGGCCUGUCACUGUCGGCGAGUGUCUUCAUGACCCGCGCGAGAAUUGGUACCGUGCUGAUGACCGCCGGGCGGUAAACAAGACCAAGAAGCAUGAUCACUCUCCCAAACACUUGCUUCAGCCGAAGAAUUUCACUGUUCCCCAAGUAUCUCUCGACGGCACCUGUGGUGCGAAUUAUACCUGUUUCGGAUCCCGUUUUGGGCUUUGCUGUGGCAGCAACAAGGUCUGCGGAAACACCACUUCCCAUUGCGGUUAUGGCUGCAACAAAGAAGCAGGGUACUGCUCGGUCGGGGUCCCUGCCAAUGGAGAUGCCUUGGACGCGUUGGAUUCCGACUCUGCCGAAGCCAAGAGAGUUCGUUCUGAGGCUGACUCGAGUCUUCGGGUUGUGGGCAGUGCGGCUUUGACCUCGUUCGCAUUGGCGUUGUUCGUUGCGAUGUGGAUGUAG
Messenger RNA from Penicillium diatomitis, 1434 nucleotides. Its product is annotated as chitin deacetylase CDA6. Gene Ontology annotation, molecular function: hydrolase activity, acting on carbon-nitrogen (but not peptide) bonds; chitin binding. The transcript has 2 exons. The coding region runs from base 1 to 1434 and encodes 477 amino acids. Lineage: Eukaryota; Fungi; Ascomycota; Eurotiomycetes; Eurotiales; Aspergillaceae. The record is from RefSeq and is a predicted model, not a curated record. Gene Ontology annotation, biological process: carbohydrate metabolic process.